AUUUUUAAAGUAAUAUUAUUCACUAAGAAUUAUCAACUUAAUUUAUCAAAAAAGUUGGUAUUAUAAAUUGUAAUCAAAGCCGAUAAAGUAGAAUUAUUUAUUAGUCACAAAAUAUUUAUGAUGAAAUUUAACUCACAAGCUAAUGAAGAUUUUUGUGCAUCCCCUCAUUUUUUUAUAGCAUAAGGAUUAAAGGAAAGAGGCAAUAGUAAUUUAUCAAAAAUCAGAAUAAAUAAUUUUAAGGAUUAGGAAUAAUAUUUCGUAAAAAGAGAGAAAUCCUUUGUGCUAGAUUGCACAAACAAACUUAAGCUGCCAAAAGAUUAUAAUUCGCUUUACGACAAAUAUAUGGUUAAUUUUCUGUCUAAAAAUUCGACUUUAACAGAUUUAAAAAGAGCUGGAAUAAUCUGUAAAUAUUAGUAAGAUGGAAACCAUUUGAUUUUAUUUGAGCAUCAACAAUAAUAACAAAGGAGGAAUUUAAAUGAAUUUCAAGAUAAUGUAGAACUACUUUAAAAGAAACGAAAAAAGUAAUAAUCCUUGCACAAUUUUUAAAAACUUCCUGAAAUUCCAAAUAUCCAAGAGCAAAGAGAAUAAAACCCAUUAAGUAAUAGAAGUCAUAAAAGCAGUUGCGAAAAGCUUGCUUAAAUAAAAGAAUAAUAAUCAGAAAAAAUUACUAACUAAAGCUAUGAAGAAAAACUCCAUAAAUUAAAUGAAAGCCUUAGCAAAGAGCACAAGUAAAAAAAAGUACAAUCUAUUAUUAAGAUUAGCACAAAAUAAAAACUAAAUUAAAUCAAUCCAAAUAGUUACAGCAAAGAUUCAACUUAAUCUUCAGAUUAAAAAUAACCCAACUCAAAAUAUAUUUCUGUCUCUUUUCGAAACAGAAACUAAAGUUCUCAUUAAAUAGGUUCCUAUAAGAUUAGAGAAUAAGAUUAAUUUAAUUUAAAGAUUAAUCCUCUUUAUAGAAAAUAAAUUAAUUCUACUUCAUAGCCUAGAAAUUUAACUCAUAGAAUUAAUAAUUCAAUAGAGAACUCUCCUAAAUCUCAUGCUGUUAAUUCAUUUCAGUAGCAAAAUGAUUCCUCAUUAUAAUAAUAAAUAGAUUCUUCAUAGUAGCUAUAAAUAAAUCAAAGCUACCUAAAUCUAAAUAAUUCAAGUCAUCACAAAAAUUUGUCAGGUUAAAAAAAUACGUAGGAUUUUAUUAAAAUCUAUGACAACAAUACUUUGCCGCAAAGUCGUUAUUAAUUGCCUAAUACAACGUUAAAAAUAUAAAAAUUUAAAUUACUCUCUUCAUUCACAAAUAACAAAUAUUCUAUACCCUAACCCUAAAUAAAAACUUUAGUAAUGCAAAAAAAAUGUAAUUCUAGCAAUAUUAGUCUCAAUAAUAUUAAUAAAGAAGAAAAUAGUAAGUAAGAAGAAGAUGUUCAAGCAUUAUCAAAAGAUGAGUUUCAGAAGAUGAUCUAAAAAUAUAAAUAAAAGAUAGAAAAAAAAUUGAAAAUAAAUCAAGAUUAAAAUGAAGAAAAUGAUUAAUAAGUAGUUUAGAAUUAAGAAUAAUAAUCUAAAAUUAUCGAAUAAGAUAAAUUGAAUAAAAUUAAUGAUAAUCUUGAAGAGAAGAGUUAAAUUAAUAAUGAAACAGAUAAUAACAAAAUAAAUAUUUAAUGA
Molecule: messenger RNA, 1650 nt
Organism: Tetrahymena thermophila SB210
Lineage: Eukaryota; Ciliophora; Oligohymenophorea; Hymenostomatida; Tetrahymenidae
Exons: 3
Source: RefSeq, a predicted model, not a curated record